Molecule: messenger RNA, 1038 nt
Organism: Sclerotinia borealis F-4128
Lineage: Eukaryota; Fungi; Ascomycota; Leotiomycetes; Helotiales; Sclerotiniaceae
Source: the annotation of a GenBank genome assembly
AUGAAGGCAGCUAUCGCUAUUCCGGUCACUCUGGCCAUGGUGUAUCGAGCUGGAUCGCACAAAAGCUUAACCCCCGCAGGUAUUAUUGCAGCUGUCGUCACAGCUGCCGCACAUGCCUUACACCCAUGGAAUCUACCUUUUGCGCUUCUAAUAAUCUUCUAUCUUAUUGGUACAAGAGUUACCAAGGUCAAACACAAUGUCAAGGCCAAGCUGACGAUGCAAUCUACCGGAACUUCUGGUGGUGAAGGAGCUCGCACACACAUGCAAGUUCUCUCGAAUUCUGCCGUUGCCUCCGUUCUUACUCUCAUGCACGCCUAUCAAUUAUACAAACGAGGAAAUGAUACCGACUCAUCUACGUGUUACGCUUGGGGUGGUGACCUUCUCGUGGUGGGGAUAGUAGCAAAUUACGCAGCUGUAGCGGCAGACACUUUCAGCUCGGAGCUUGGGAUUUUGUCCUCAACUCACCCACGACUUAUCACAUCCCCAAGUCUGCGAAAAGUCCCACCGGGAACAAAUGGAGGUGUCACGGCCUGGGGCCUCCUGGCAGGCCUAUUAGGUUCUCUCAUAAUUGUUACCGUUUCAAUGGUCCUUGUGCCAUUCUGCAACCCCAAAGAUUCUACAGAAAAUGGAUGGUCCUUCUUACAGCGACAACGCUUAACGUAUGCGUUAACUAUAUGGGGAGCACUAGGGAGUGUGUUGGAUAGCUUCCUAGGUGGAUGGUUCCAACUGAGCGUUGUAGACACAAGGACUGGACGUAUCGUUGAAGGACAAGGUGGGAAACGGGUGUUGAUUGAUGCGGGUGAUCCUACCGGUAUGCAUCACGAAAAGAGCGCCGAGUCCGAUGCUUCCAACGCGCCACUCAAAUCAAGUCUCAAGCAUGAUCACCCAAGUCGAAUCAUUGAGAACGGAUAUCUGAACAUUCUUGAUAAUAACGAGGUCAAUUUUCUUAUGGCGUUGACCAUGAGCUUAGGGGCUAUGGGUAUUGCAAGUUGGGUGUGGAAUAUCCCGUUUUCAAGCAUUUACACCUUCAAGGCAUGA